This is a messenger RNA of Belonocnema kinseyi, 876 nucleotides long. RefSeq names its product ARL14 effector protein. Gene Ontology annotation, cellular component: intracellular membrane-bounded organelle. The record is from RefSeq and is a predicted model, not a curated record. The coding region runs from base 238 to 633 and encodes 131 amino acids. The transcript is spliced from 4 exons. NCBI's taxonomy places the organism in Eukaryota, Metazoa, Arthropoda, Insecta, Hymenoptera, Cynipidae.
CUCUCGAUGCAUCCUGCCUGCAUCUCGUAUCAUGCUGGGGCUUGCCGAAAGGUAUUCUUAGCAUGCGUGUCUUAUUUGCAGGAAUUUGUUAUUUUGUUUGCAACUCCUACGUCUGGCUUUUAUACAUACAAAGGUUAUAUCCUUCAUUCAUAUCGCCUGACGCGGACAUUUAACGAAAUUUCUUGUCGCGGAUUUCUUCAAAACCGGUGUGCAUUUUUUAUUUUAUAAGGGGAAAUUAUGAAUGACCAAACCGAAAAACCCUUCGAUACCCGAGCUGUCAGAAAAAGCACUAGAGGUUCGAAGCAGAAAGUGGUCGACAGUGUAACGAAAAAAUUUCUUCGCAACUUUGAUCCUGAAACAAGUGAGCGAGAAAAGCGUAAGUUAAAUCGACGUCUAUCUCAGCCCCAAAAAAAAAACGUGCUAUAUGAUGAAAAGGGAAUUCUCCACUCAACCGGUGACAAUCUUUGCGACUGUUUACAAAAAACUUGCUCAGGUUGUCAUUUUCGAUGUAACAAGUGCUGUUCUACUAAAUGUGGCCAUGAAUGCAGAAAUAACAGAAAGUGGACCUACGACUCAAUCGAAAAUGAAGGCAGCGAUAAUGUCAUAAAAAAUCCUGUCAUAAAAGAAUCCUAGCAACCCAGAGUUGCGACAAAAGUCUACUAGAGGGAAGUUCCGCAGAAUCUGCAAAGCCGAGGUAAACCCUGUGCUUUUGUGGGCAAAAUUGUGACUUCUUUAAUUAUAAAAUUUCCUUCGGUGUGAGGAUUUGUGACAAAGGACUCGUUGAAAUAGGUUUUACAUGAAAUGGUAUUCAUUGAACUUCCACGUAUCUUUUUCGCUGAAUGAUAAUUGACACUUCAAAUAAUAUGAACUUUAAAU